UUUCUUACGUCACUUCCUUCGCAGGUUUCUCGUCACCUCUUCUUCACCGGUCGCUGGUUGAUGACGCGCCCACAGCGUCCGGUUGUCUUGACAUCCAUGGAGGAAGAUAGACAUGAAUGCAAAAGCGAGAAACCGGCCACCCCGUCCCCUCGCUCCUCCACCCGCUCGGGAGUGUCAAAAUAAAUGUCUUUUAGCCCAAGGCCGGCUCUAAGCGACUUCGUCACACCUGCAUGAGGUCACAAGCAGUCACUAGCGCAGAGGGGCAGGCCAUGAGGCGAGUUCUGGGUGAAAGAAGCGGGGCGGGGCUGAGGCCAAGGAGAGGUGGGGCUGUGUCUUGCAAGUUGUUGUCACAGAGGAUUUUAUAACAGCCUUCAUCUCGUCGGAAAUGGCUGCUGCUGCCCAUUGCCUCUGCUGCUCGGGAUUUCUCCAGAGACAGUCUCUUGCCCGUUACCUUGCAAACCCACACUACGGCAGCCUCAUUAAUGCAGAUGGCCAUGCUGAAGUGUGGACCGAUUGGAAUGAUAUGUCCAAGUUUUGCCAGUAUGGAUGGAGAUGCACCACUAAUGAGAAUGCCUAUUCGAACCAUACCCUGAUGGGCAACUGGAACCAGGAAAGAUAUGACCUAAGGAAUAUUGUGCAGCCCAAACCCUUGCCUUCCCAGUUUGGACACUACUUUGAAACAACAUAUGAUACAAGCUACAACAACAAAACACCACUUUCAACCCGUAGAUUUAAGCGCGAGCCUCACUGGUUCCCAGGACACCAACCUGAGCUGGAUCCUCCUCGAUACAAAUGCACAGAAAAGUCAACUUAUAUGAGUAGCUAUUCAAAGCCUGAAAUAGAGCAUCACUCCAUCUGUCUGUGGAAUCCUAAUAACUGCCAAUUUCAGGGUCCAGGAUUCUAACAAAGAAUAAGAAGCUUCAUUUUUCCAGAGUAGAAUGUAGGAGGGAGCACAUUCUAAGCACAACUAAGAAUUUAGCUGACUGUAGCACAGUUUCACUCUCAAUAAAUAAACCACAGAAAAUA
This is a messenger RNA of Equus quagga, 1026 nucleotides long. RefSeq names its product cilia and flagella associated protein 68 (gene CFAP68). Gene Ontology annotation, cellular component: nucleus. Bases 386 to 904 code for a protein of 172 amino acids. The transcript is spliced from 4 exons. The record is from RefSeq and is a predicted model, not a curated record. Lineage: Eukaryota; Metazoa; Chordata; Mammalia; Perissodactyla; Equidae.